AGCCGUUACCGAGAGGCGCGGCCUGGAGGCAGGUCUCAGGACUGUUGGAGUAUCAGGCUUUCCUGGUUGACAUGUUCUGGUAAAAGCUGUCAGUUGGAGGCACCAUCUGGAUUCUUUCACCUUCGAGUAUCUCCGGAAGAUUAAAGCCUCUUUCUGAGGUUGGGGUCCACAGUCAUCCAGCCUUCUGUCCACAUUUCUGCCUGCUACCACCUGCAAGAGUCAUCAUGUCUCAGAGUAAGGAGAGUCCACAUCACACUGAUCAACAGCUCCAUGCCCACAGUGAAACCCAGGACCUGGAGAUUGCACAGAUUUCCAAGGCUAUGGAAGAGACUUUUCUCUAUUCCCCCUUCCCCUCCCAUCCUCUAAUGUCUGACAACCUAAAGGAGGCUCCUGAUGCCGAGAUGCCCAGUACUUCUGAGGGACCUGGGAGUGCUGGAGCAUCUGCAACUGCCAUCGCAGCUGCCUCACCAAGGAAAUUAAGUGACAGCUCCAGCAGCCUAGAAGAUAAUUCGACUUCUUCAGAGUCCUUACCAGACAGUGAUAAUCUGUGUGAAGACCCUCUAGAUGAGAAGGCAUCUGUGUUGGUGCAGUUUCUACUGGACAAAUAUGAGAUGAAAGAGCCAAUUACAAAGGCAGAUAUGCUAGAUAUAGUUAUCCAAGAGUACAAGGAUGACUUCCUUGAGAUCCUCAAGAGAGCCUCAGAUAGAAUGGAGCUGGUCUUUGGCGUUGACUUGAAGGAAAUCGACCCGGUGAGCCACACCUAUGCCCUUGUCAACAAGUUGGGCCUCACCCAUGAUUCAAGGCUCUGUGGUGGCGAAGGUGUACCGAAGACAAGCCUCCUGAUAAUUGUCCUGGGUGUGAUCUUCAUGAAGGGCAACCGUGCUACAGAGGAGGAGAUCUGGGAAGUGCUGAAUAUGAUGGACUUACAUUCUGGUCAAGAGCACUUCCUCUUCGGUGAGCCAAGGAAAUUCAUCACCAAAGAUCUGGUGCAGGAAAAGUAUCUAGAAUAUCAGCAGGUGCCUAACAGUGAGCCUCCACGCUAUGAAUUCCUAUGGGGCCCAAAAGCUCAUGCUGAAACCAACAAAAUGAUGUUAUUGGAAUUUCUGACCAAGAUCCAUCGAUCUGACCCCAUGUGUUUCCCAUUCCAGUAUGAAGAGGCUUUGAGAGAUGAUGCAGAGAGAGCCAAAGCCACAGUUGCAACCAGAGAUGGCCCUACUACCAGUGCCAAGGCAACUUCCAAGGCCAGAUUCACCAGCUCUUCUCACCGCUAGUGAAGUCUGAAGCAAAAUCUACAGUGAAGAGAGCAGUCAACAUUCUGUGUAGUGGAGGGCUGGGAUUGACUUAGAGCAAACACAGAGAAUAAUAUUUUUGUUUUCCUGCUUUCUUUGGUUAACUUAUUUUUUUGGAGGGGGGGAUAAUUUCCAAAUAUAUUUAGUUUCUCUUAAUAUAAUACUUCUUCAUAAGCUUCAGAAUCUGGGUUUAUGAAUAACAUCAGUCAUAUAUUUGUUGUUACUUAUGAAAUUUAAGAAUAUGAGUUUUGCUUGUUUGGCAAAUGAAUUGUGAACCCGACCAUCUUAUUUCAUGAUCUAGAAAACUAUCACAUGCCAUUCAAAUAAGCAUUCUUUUGGAACUGUCAACUCAAGUCAGCAGUAAAAU
Messenger RNA from Tupaia belangeri chinensis (Chinese tree shrew), 1656 nucleotides. RefSeq names its product melanoma-associated antigen B16. Gene Ontology annotation, cellular component: nucleus. The coding region runs from base 225 to 1271 and encodes 348 amino acids. The transcript has 3 exons. The record is from RefSeq and is a predicted model, not a curated record. Gene Ontology annotation, biological process: negative regulation of transcription by RNA polymerase II. NCBI's taxonomy places the organism in Eukaryota, Metazoa, Chordata, Mammalia, Scandentia, Tupaiidae.